AGGAAAUGAAUGGAAAACUAGUACAAUCAUUAAUCAAUUUGUUUCCUUUUUAACAUCAGGAGAUGAUGAUCAAAUGUGUGUUUGUUAUUGGAUUUGAUAAGCUUAUCAAAAAGGGUUAUGUUACAAAUGGGAAACCAAAUAUACAUGAAAUAGUUGAUUAUGCAAGUAAGACAUUAGUUUAAAUUUAGGCAAAUUACAAUAGUAUGGCAGAUUGUUGUAAGUUCAGGAACCUAGUGAUAUUAGACAUGAAUUAGAUUAAUUGAAAGAUGAAAUAAGUAAAUUAACGCAAUAGAUCCAAUAUAAUAAUUCAAUUAUGUAAUAAAUAUGUUCUAAAGCUAAGGCAACGGCAGACGCAAAGAAGUCAUGAGAGAUUAAUGCAAAAUGCAUCCCCAAUAUAUGAUGAUCGAAAGAGAUCUGCUUCACUUGGAUUCAAAUUGUAAUAAUAAUAAUUAGUCCAUAAAAAGUCUAAGGAGAUUACUCCAAAGAUAACUGAAAUAGAACCUCAAACAAUUAAUUAAAUACAUAUAACGAUAUCUAAACAUCAUUUGGAUGACACAGAGAUUAAAUCUGUUAUGAGAGACAAUUUAAUAAAAGAUAAACCUCCAAAACCUAUUAAAACAAUUUAAGAUAAUCAUUACAAAAAGAGUCAUUACGUUGAUUACUAGCACAUAGAUACUGAAGAGCCACCUAUAUUUGAAGAUACAGAUAGAUACCCAGUAAGAGAUAAUUAUAUACCUUAAUAUUAAUAAUAUUCAUAACAUUAACAUAUUUAAUAGUAAUAAUAAUAAUAAUAAUAAUAAUAAUAAUAAUAAUAAUAAUAAUAAUAAUAAUAAUAAUAGUUAUAAUAAUCAUAAAUAUCUUCAUAAUCAAAUACUAAAUAAAGUGAUCAAAAUACACAUAAUACUCAUAAUACAAAUUAAACAUUUGCUUAACCAUAAUCUAGUUAAAAACAUCUUCUAUAAACAUCCAAAUCAUCUCAUGGUCAAUAAAAAUCACCAAAUAGAUCUCCUAAAUUUAAAUAUUCAUAAAAGUAAUAAUCAAAAAAGAAUUUAGAGCCAGUUUUAGAAGAAAAUUCAUAUUCACAUGCAAAUCAACAAAGUAGUCACUCUGCUUCUUCAAAAGGAAGAGCAUCAAAUCGAUAAACAAAAACAUAGCAAAACACUUAGGCAGUAUCUAAGAUCAAGGCUUUACUUGAUUAAGAUAAAAAAUUGCAUAAACAACAUCUACUAGAAAUUGCAAGUGAAAGAAAUUCUUUUACUAAUUCAUCAGAUAAACUAAAAAAGAUGUAGGAAGAACAUCUUUCUGAUAGCAAUCAUUCAAAGAUGAAUAAGAUAAUUACUUAGGAAAUGAAUGAAUCCCUUCAUAAAAGGGCCUUUUCUAAUAAUAGUUUGUACAAAUAAUAGUAAUAACCAAUGUCACCCUAAUUAGAUGAGCCAAGGAUAAUGGGAUAGACAUAAUAUAAUUAAUUUCAAGGCUCUAUUUCUAGGCCGAAUUCAAAUAGAGGGAAUAAUAUUUUGGGUAAUCCCUAAGUAUAGGAUAAUAUCCUGAUUUUUAGCAAGUAUAAAUAAUAGGUUUUGGAUCAAUAUUCGCCAAAAAUAAAUUAUCAGUAUAGGCCUUCAAGUGUUGGGAAGCAGUAGGAGAGCGAAUUAAAACGAUCUGAAGAUUUCAAUCGUAGUUCUGUGAGUAGCACUUUCUCAAUGUUCAAUCCAAACGAAGAAUUAAAGACAUUCUUUUAAAAUGACUUUUUGGAAAGAAAAAGAUACACUUAAUAAGGAUAUAGUGACAUGAUGAAAUAAGUAAUGGAUAAAUCAGUAUAUUUAGUCUUCAUUAAAUUCAUCACAAGAAAACAAUUAGCAUCACAGCAAGUACAUAUCUACAAGUUAGAUUGAGGACCAAUAAAAUUACAGUAAACAUUUAUACAGUCCACAACAGUAUUAAAAUGUUGAUAAGUCUAAUGUGUUCAAUAAUAAUCGAUUGAGCGUAACAAGAAUACUAAAUAACUCAUAAAUAUGA
Molecule: messenger RNA, 2013 nt
Organism: Paramecium octaurelia
Lineage: Eukaryota; Ciliophora; Oligohymenophorea; Peniculida; Parameciidae
Source: the annotation of a GenBank genome assembly